Macrosiphum euphorbiae (potato aphid) is the source of this 1272-nucleotide messenger RNA. NCBI's taxonomy places the organism in Eukaryota, Metazoa, Arthropoda, Insecta, Hemiptera, Aphididae. The record is from the annotation of a GenBank genome assembly.
AUGUUGAAAUUAUUAAAAUUGCAACCAAGAUCUAUUGUUCGAACAAUUGCAACUCUCCAAAAUAAUUUACCAGUUCAACAAAACUUAACAAAAUAUUUUCAAGAUAAAAUACGUAUAAAUGGCCCAAUUACACUAGCAGAAUAUAUGCGAGAAUCAUUAAAAACUUACUAUAAUAGUGGAAAUGUCUUUGGUUCAGAUGGGGAUUUUAUAACAUCUCCUGAAAUUAGUCAACUUUACGGAGAAAUGGUCAUGCUAUGGUUGUUAAGCUUGUGGGAAAAAGCAGGGUGUCCAUCUCAUGUGAAUUUAAUAGAACUUGGACCUGGAACCGGAGUUAUGAUGACAGAUAUGUUAAGAUUAUUAAAACAAACUCAAUACAGCUCACUUGACCUUACCAUACAUAUGGUAGAAACAAGUAAAAAAUGUAGCCUAGAACAAGCUGAUAAACUAGGAUGUUCAGAUUUACAGACAGAUUCAGGCAAAUGUUAUUAUCAACACGGUAUAACAUGUGAAAAAUAUGGAAUGAAAGAGAUAUUCUGGUAUGAAUCAAUAGAUGAUAUCCCUAGAAAUACAUUUAGUUUGAUAGUUGCUCAAGAAUUUUUUGAUGCUUUACCUGUACAUAAAUUCAGGAAAAUUAAUGAAAAAUGGCGUGAAAUAGUAAUAGAUAUUGAAAAUGAUAUAAGUGGAACAUUUCGUUAUGUCUUAAGUAAAACAUCUACAACUACAUCAAACUUAAUAUCCACAAUAGAAUAUUAUAAAUGUUUAAAUCUUAAAAAUAUUACUGAAAUUGAAGUUGGUCUGGACGCAGCUAUUGUGAUGCAGAAGCUAAGUGAGAGAAUAAUACUGGAUGGUGGAAUAUUUCUAUGUAUUGAUUAUGGUCAAGAUAAGCCAAUAAUUGAUACCUUUAGGGCUUUUAGCGGACACCAACAAGUUAAUCCAUUACAUAAUCCUGGAAAAGUAGACUUGACAGCAGAUGUUGAUUUUAGUAGAUUAAAAAAUGUUGCUGGAACCGAUGUCUUGGCUUUUGGACCAAUUGGCCAAAAUAUAUUUUUAGAGAAUAUGAUGAUUAAUUUGAGAUACCAAAAUUUACUGACUUUAACAAAAAAUGAAAAAGAAGCAACAUCACUUACAUUUGGCUAUAAUAAAUUAAUGGAAAUGGGUAAAAAAUUUAAAAUAAUGGGAAUGGUACCAGCAACAAUGGCACCAUUAUUAAAUGAUUUUCCAGUUAGUGGAUUUGGAUUAUAUAAUUCAACAAAAAAAACAGAAUACUAUUGA